Chinchilla lanigera (long-tailed chinchilla) is the source of this 3945-nucleotide messenger RNA. RefSeq names its product ankyrin repeat and SOCS box containing 10 (gene Asb10). The coding region runs from base 390 to 1787 and encodes 465 amino acids. The record is from RefSeq and is a predicted model, not a curated record. Lineage: Eukaryota; Metazoa; Chordata; Mammalia; Rodentia; Chinchillidae. Gene Ontology annotation, molecular function: protein binding. Gene Ontology annotation, biological process: intracellular signal transduction. The transcript is spliced from 6 exons.
GCAAGGCUGCAGGACCUCUUCCCCCCGCACAGCACGGCCCACCUGCUGCUGCAGAGCCAGGCCGCGGAGCCCCGCUGGAGCAGCCGCCAGAGGGGUGAGGGGCCGCCCGCGGGGGGCGUACGGCCAGGGCUGGGCUGACCACUGCAGGACAGAGCCCGAGCUCCGGGAAGAGGCGAAGCCCCUGGUUGCUGCUCCCCACCACAAAAACCUUGGCCCAGAAGGGAAGUCAUGUGGAGCCCAGAAUAGCUCCUGCCGGACCUCGUGGCCAGGCCGGGCUCCAGCUGGGAGCGCAGCGGCCCCGGCCUCCGUCGCUCCGCGUUGCCCUCCUCUCGCCCUCGCUGCCCGUGGCCUCGGCCUCUCCUCCACCGCCUCUUGCCCUUCCUAAGCUCAUGAGCUGGUCCCCGGAACAGUGUCGGGGGCAGGGACAGCCCCGGGGUGACACACACGCCCUCUGUGCCAGGCUGGUGGAAAGGCCCGGCAGAGGCUCUGAGGAGCCCCCCGAGUCUGGCCCAGGACCCAUCGUCACCCGCACGGCCUCGGGACCUGCCCUCGCCUUCUGGCAGGCGGUGCUGGCGGGGGACGCGGGCUGUGUCUCCCGCAUCCUCUCAGACUCCAGUACCGGCCUGGCUCCCGAUUCCGUCUUUGAUACCAGCGACCCAGAGCGGUGGAGGGAUUUCCGCUACAACAUCCGCGCUCUGAGACUCUGGUCCCUGACGUACCAGGAGGAGCUGACCACCCCGCUGCACGUGGCGGCCAGCCGUGGCCACACGGAGGUCCUGCGGCUGCUGCUGCGGCGGCGGGCUCGGCCCGACAGCGCCCCCGGGGGCCGCACCGCCCUACACGAGGCCUGCGCGGCCGGUCACACCGCCUGCGUCCACGUGCUGCUGGUGGCAGGCGCGGACCCCAACCUCCCUGACCAGGAUGGGAAACGCCCCCUGCAUCUCUGCCAGGGGCCUGGCACCCUCCAGUGUGCAGACCUGCUGCUCAGGUUCGGGGCGCGAGUAGACGGUCGGUCUGAGGAGGAGGAGGAGACCCCCUUGCACACGGCUGCCCGGCUUGGCCACGUGGAGCUGGCGGACCUGCUGCUAAGACGGGGUGCAUGUCCCGACGCCCGCAAUGCUGACGGCUGGACGCCGCUGCUGGCUGCCUGUGACACGCGCUGCCCGUCCCCCGCCGACGCCGAGACCGCCUCGGCCCGCUGUUUCCAGCUGUGCCGCUUGCUGCUCUCGGCGGGGGCAGAUGCUGACGCCGCCGACCAGGACCGGCAGCGGCCCCUGCACCUGGCCUGCCGCCGUGGCCACACGGCCGUGGUGGAGCUGCUGCUGUCCUGUGGCGUCAGUGCCAACGCCAUGGACUACGGGGGCCACACGGCCCUGCACUGCGCUCUGCAGGGCCCGGCCGCGGCCCUGGCCCAGAGCCCGGAGCACGUGGUGCGCGCUCUGCUCAACCACGGUGCUGUCCGAGUGUGGCCGGGCGCCCUGCCUAAGGUCCUGGAGCGCUGGCAUUCAUCCCCGAGGACCAUCGAGGUCCUGAUGAACACCUACACCGUCGUGAGGCUUCCCGAGGAGGCGGUGGGCCUGAUACCUCCCGAAACGCUGCAGAAGCACCGGCGCUUCUACUCUUCGCUCUUCGCCCUGGUGAGGCAGCCGCGGUCCCUGCAGCACCUGAGCCGCUGUGCACUGCGCACACACCUGGCGGGCUGCCUGCCCCUUGCCUUGCCCCGCCUGCCCCUGCCACCCCGCCUGCUCCGCUACCUGCAGCUCGAGUUCGAGGAUGUGCUGUACUAGAUGUGCACCGCCUGUGGCCCUGAAGCAGGUGGCCCAGCCCGAAGCAGGUGGCCCCGUUGGCAGCAGGUCCCUCUCCGCGGGGUUCUGAUCCCCACCAGAGAGAGGUGGACACGUCACAGCGGCCAGGUGACAUCUGAUGAAGACAGAGCUAGUGACAUUUUCAUGGGGCUCCCCAAGCCCCCCCGCCCCAGGCUGCGCAAACCCUGUGUGCACAUUAAAAUCUCCAGGCCGUUCGGUGCUUUCUCCAACAAGCCGUGCUCAGGCCGGCUCCCUGGCAGGGGCCGUCGGGGUGGGCACUUGCCGGGUCCCCUCCCUGCUCCCUUUGCCAUCCACGAGAUGUGGCGGAGGACCAGGCCAACCUGUGGCGCACCUCUCGCCCCAUGAGAUAGCGAAUCGCCACCGAGUAAGAGUGUUUUGGCAAAGGCCUGAAGAAUGGGUGGAGCGGAGGGGAAUGGACGGUAAAAGACGGAGGGGAGCUGUCUGCACAGACCAGCCAAUCAAGUGCACUGUGAUCCGUGACGUCAAGGGUAGCUGGACAGUUCCCGGGCUCCGGAAUGCGCAUGCACUGGAGCUGCAACUUUUCCCUCCAACAGCUGUGGGCAAGGCUGAGGGGCGGGGCCUGGUGGGGCGGGGCCUGGUGAGAGGGCGGGGCAGGGGCUGUGGGCGGGGCUGUGUAUGGCCGGAGGGGCGUGGUCCGGGCGAGAGACGGGUUCCAGAGAAGAUCUGAGUUCGAAAUCUGAGACGGCGGGGCGCGGACAAGCAGAGAGGAAGUGAGCGCCGUGGAGGGGCCGGCCCGCCUGGGCUUCAGGUGCUGGCUCUAGGACCGCCCGAGGCGAAGACGCUGGGCCAGCCCGCCCCACAUAUAGUUCUCUCGGGGAUGGACGGCGGGGCCUGGGAUGGGCUUUCCAAGGUGUCUGCGGGGGACAGGCCGCGGGCGCCUGCUGGGGUCACUUGAGAGACCGCCUCUAGUUCCCGCGGCAGGUGAGGGCCCGGUGCUGGUUUGCUCCUUGCACAGCUGAGUUCCAGGCCUCCGAGGCGCGGAGUGCCUGGGAUCCCCGGCCUUGUCCAGGUAUCUCACGGGAGAGGCGAGGGAGACACCGAGGGCGGUGUGACAGAGCCUGGGAACUAUUUCAAAGAGUGACAAGGAAACACACUCAUUAAGGAGGUGACUUAACUGAGAUCUGACGACGAGCAGCCAGGCCUGUGUGUGGAGGAAGAGCAGGAGGGCUCCCUGAGCAGUCAGAGGUCUUAGAAGAGCACUUUGAGCUAGGUAUAGGGGAACCUGCCUGUGAUCCCAGCAUCUCAGAGGCUGAGGCAGGAGGAUCGCCAGUUUAACUCUACCUGAGCAAUUUAUCCAGACCCUGUCUCCAAAAGUGCAAAGUCCUUAGGUUGAAUCCCUGGUUCCACCAAAAAGAAAAAAAAUCACUUUGGCUGGCUGCUGAGCAGCUUGGGGUAGAGAAGGCCAGAGAGAAUCAGAGAGACCUGUUGGGGGUGACUGCAGCAGUUCAAGCAAGAAAUGGCGUAGUAAGUAGUAGACAAGGCUUGGGGUCCUUUGGGGGAACUGGUGGAACAACUGUGGGGCUGGGGGGGCCUUAGGAUGGCUUUGGAUGGAUGGAGGUAGAGGUGUUUGUCCAAGGGGCUCUGAGCUCAAAAAGAGGGGGAGAGACGACCCCUCGCCAUCCCUGGACAGGAGGGGAUGACAUGAAGUUCAUGAGACUUGCAUCCCUGCCACCCUGAGCCUGGAAGGGACCACGGAGGGGGAGGGGGCCCCUGUGCGCCAGGACCACCUGCCAACUGGGCAAGGGACACCCCACAUCUUUUGGGGAACGGCUGGGACUUGUUAAUGGAGCAGACCUGGGGCUGGGGCCUUCCCUGUCUUUUGGCCUGAACAGCUGGACAGAUGAUGGUGCUAAUUCCUAAGGUGGAGAGGCAGGACCGGGAAAGUCAGAGGGUCUGUGCUGGCUCUACUGGAGCUGCCUGGAGGCCUCGCAGGGGCUGUGUUCAAAGGCCGUGUGGACCUCGGAAUCCGGAGCGCCAAGGGGAGGGCAGGUCGGGGUGAAUACAUGGGGUUCACUGGCUUCAAAAGCUGUUCAAGAAGUCCUGACUCAGGGGACACCUUUUCUGAAGAUUCUGCUUAUAAAGUUUGUUUGAAAUUCUA